This is a messenger RNA of Lampris incognitus (smalleye Pacific opah), 1135 nucleotides long. RefSeq lists its product as uncharacterized. Gene Ontology annotation, molecular function: oxidoreductase activity, acting on the CH-CH group of donors. Bases 22 to 858 code for a protein of 278 amino acids. NCBI's taxonomy places the organism in Eukaryota, Metazoa, Chordata, Actinopteri, Lampriformes, Lampridae. The transcript has 5 exons. Gene Ontology annotation, biological process: lipid metabolic process. The record is from RefSeq and is a predicted model, not a curated record. Gene Ontology annotation, cellular component: membrane.
GUUUUAUGAGUGUGUUUGGGAAUGAGCGCUUGUCCCGUGAGAAACGACGGAACCAGUUUGCUGCUCCGGGAGCUGCAGGACGCGAUGAUGGGGAGCGCUCUCGUCAAAUGUGCCGUCGCCGACUUAGCGAUCCAGUGGGCAGGCUGGGCCGUCGCAGCAGCUUUUAGAACCGAGAGGUUUUAUGAUUUGACAGGAUCUGGUACAUUUAUACUACUAGCCCACCUGAGCCGGUUAUGGGGAGGGGCAGGCCAUGUUCGACAGAAUGUGCAGACUUGGCUGGUGACAGCCUGGGCACUCAGGCUAGGGACAUUCCUCUUCAUGCGGAUCCUGAAGGACGGCCACGAUCGCAGGUUUAACAAUGUCAGAGACAGCCCAGGGACUUUCUUUGUUUAUUGGAGUAUCCAAGCUGUGUGGGUAUUUAUGACCCUCCUGCCUACACUCAUGCUAAACAGUGAGAAGCGAGAUACCCCUCUGGGCAUGAGGGACUAUAUUGGCUGGAGUAUAUGGGGCCUUGGCUUUGCCACUGAGGCUAUUGCUGACCAACAGAAGUGGCUCUUCAGACGUGACCCAGAUAAUAUAGGCAAAUUCAUCCAGAGCGGACUAUGGGCCUACAGCCGACACCCUAACUACUUUGGAGAGAUCUUGCAGUGGUCAGGUCUAUGGUUGUCAGCCUCAUCUGUGAUGCAGGGUCCCCAGUAUAUAAGCGUGGUGUCGCCUCUCUUUGUGUGGUUCCUGCUACGCAAUGUCAGUGGAAUCCCCAUCCUUGAGAAACAGGCCAUGAGGAAAUGGGGAUCAGAUCCAGCCUUCAGAGACUACAUUAAGAACACUCCUCUUCUUUGGCCGUUUCCUAGGUUUUGAUGUUAAAUGUUCACUUCUCAGAUUUUCUUCUGAAUAGGACUAUUUCAGCACCAAGAUAUCACAGAUCAGAACACGUCUGUAAAGCUGUAAACCCGGAUCAGGUUUACUGCUCUACAAAUAUUUUCCUUGUACAGAUGUCUGUAUACACUUGUUUAAAUGUUAAAAAAAAACCUGCCAAUGUGUUAAAUGCUUUUGAACUGUUUCAUAGUAUAAAUUGAGUUAUUUUAGUUGGUGGUAUAUAAUUGCAUUUUUCUAUAAAACAAAUCAAGCCCAUUAU